AAUAUAGAUGCACAAUUGAAAUCGCACUGGAGUUGUAAAGUGUUAAUAAGGGACAUAUUGACAGGGAAACAUAAAAGUGUAGGACUGUACACACCAAGAACAUGAGCCACCUGCUCAACCUUCCAGUGCUACUCCUUAAGGAGGGUACUGAUACCUCCCAAGGGAGAGCACAAAUCAUCAGUAAUAUAAACGCUUGCCAAGUAGUGGUAGACUGUAUAAAGACAACACUGGGUCCGCGUGGCAUGGACAAGUUGAUCCACAGCGCAAAUGGUGUUACCAUAACCAAUGACGGAGCUACCGUGCUGAAGUUAUUGGAUGUAGCACACCCAGCUGCCGCUGUGCUUGUUGAUAUUGCAAAAUCACAGGAUGACGAAGUUGGUGACGGUACAACCUCAGUGACAAUACUGGCCGGUGAGCUUUUAACAGAGGCCAAGCAGUUCAUCAUCGAUGGAAUCAGCCCACAAGUUAUCAUUAAAUACUUCCGUAUAGCCUGUGAACGAGCGCUUGAGAGAAUUGAGUCUUUGAGCAUUGAUAUAGACAGUAAAGAUGAAGCUACCAAGAGGUCACUCCUGAUCAAGUGCGCAGAAACCUCAUUGAACUCGAAGUUGCUAUCAGGACACAAGAACUUCUUUGCACAGAUGGUAGUGGACGCCGUAAUGCUGCUAGAUUCUGACCUGGAUCAGGAUAUGAUAGGUAUAAAGAAGGUUACAGGUGGUAGUUGCAGUGACUCGAUGCUUAUCAAAGGAGUUGCCUUCAAAAAGACAUUCACGUACGCAGGAGCUGAACAACAACCAAAGAAAUUCAUUGACCCUAAGAUACUACUAAUCAAUAUUGAGCUUGAACUAAAAGCAGAAAAGGAAAAUGCAGAAAUACUUAUUAAGGACCCAAAUCAAUACCAAAGCAUAAUAGACGCUGAGUGGACUAUCCUACACGAUAAAUUGGAAAAAAUCGCGAAAAUGGGCACCAAUGUGGUACUCUCCAAGCUGCCUAUAGGCGAUAUUGCCACGCAGUUUUUCGCCGAUCGCAAUAUUUUCGCAGCAGGGCGAGUUGAGCAGGCUGAUAUGAUAAGGACCAGCAAGGCUACUGGUGCCUUGAUACAGAAUACGGUUAACGGUAUAAGCACGGAUGUAUUGGGAACCUGUGGUAUAUUUGAGGAGCGCCAGAUCGGCAAUGACAGGUUCAACAUUUUUGAAGGCUGCCCCAAGACAACCACCGCAACACUUAUAUUGCGAGGUGGCGCCCAGCAGUUUGUCGAGGAAAGUGAAAGGUCACUCAAUGACGCGAUAUGCAUAGUCAGACGUACUACACGUACACAGAAGAUAGUUGGAGGUGGUGGAGCAAUUGAAAUGGAACUCUCCAAGGCAUUGAGGGAAUAUUCACUAUCAGUAGCUGGGAAGCAACAACUAAUCAUCAGUGCAUUCGCACGUGCACUGGAAGUAAUACCCAAGACAUUGGCACAGAAUGCCGGGUUCAACGCUACCGACGUUAUCUCAAAACUGCGUCGUGACCAUGCACUUAGCAAGGAUGUCAACUGGUUUGGAGUUAACUGCCUAAAUGGUGAUAUAGUUGACGCAUUCCAAGAUUGCAUCUGGGAGCCUGCAAUGGUCAAGAAGAAUGCAAUAUACGCCGCCACAGAAGCUGCAUGCCAAGUCCUCUCAAUCGACGAAACCGUUAAACACGCCUCGCAGUCACAGCAAAUGCAGUAGACAUAUACACUUAAAUUUUAGU
Molecule: messenger RNA, 1728 nt
Organism: Babesia bovis T2Bo
Lineage: Eukaryota; Apicomplexa; Aconoidasida; Piroplasmida; Babesiidae
Product: putative T-complex protein 1 eta subunit
Exons: 1
Coding region: 102-1706 (534 amino acids)
Biological process (GO): protein folding
Cellular component (GO): chaperonin-containing T-complex
Molecular function (GO): ATP hydrolysis activity; ATP binding; ATP-dependent protein folding chaperone
Source: RefSeq, a predicted model, not a curated record